GCCAUGGCUUCUUCACUGCGGCCGGUGUCCGACACAAGACUCGGAUUAUGCGGGCGGUGGCGCUGAGGGGAAGGGAAUACGUUGCGCCUUGUGCUUGUCAUGAAUGUGCAAAGGUAUCACUCGUGAGUAAGCAACCACAAUCCCCAGACCGGAACGAGAGAGCAGCAGGCCAGAAUGAACCGUUCGAUACAUCGCACGUGCCCAGCAGACCUUUGAUUGGGAGAGGCAUGAUGGAUACGUUCGAUGCCGAUAUCAGGAAGGCCGACUUUUGCUCGGCUCUGGACAAGCGACUGCGUCAUUCGUCAUGGACUGUGGGUUGGUCGCAGCGAGUCAGCAGCUGGGGAUGCCGAGAGCGGGGCGGCGCCGAUGCACUGCGGAGUCGGGCAUAACAGUGGCUUCGACAUGCUCGAGCCUCGAGACAUGCUGAGGAGCCGAAAGCACGAAAAAGGAGAAACUCUCCUGAUACUCUCGUCGCUGACGCCGCGGCCGAGUCCAAGGCUGAGCAGUGUCUUUCGCGAAGAACUGACUUGGGAGUGCGUUGUUCCGAGUUUGCAGCGACGCGUUUUUGUGUCUCGAAUCGGUGGGGCACUGGAAACUCGAAGAUUGCCAGAUCGGGCGGAUGAUCGGAUCGCAACUGAAGGGACAAAUGGAGAGGGAAUUGGGCUAGCUCUGUUCCAAACACAUGCCACGCUCAGACGUCAAAAAGACGGAGCUCUGAGACGAGAUCCAUGGAUCAAUGAUGGGGUGAGGGCGGAGGGAGGCCAAAACUACUGGAAUAUAUAGCAGAGUAACGACUGGAAAUCUCUGGGCGCGGGCCUGAUGGGUGGGACGGGGCCCAAUGCUCUUAUGUUGUCCAAGUCAAAUUCAGUGCUAGAUUCAGGUUCAACUUGUCUGUUAACAGUUUCUUUCGGCAAUCGUUUAAGACGGCAGGUGGAACGGU
This is a messenger RNA of Parathielavia appendiculata, 940 nucleotides long. RefSeq lists its product as uncharacterized. The record is from RefSeq and is a predicted model, not a curated record. Lineage: Eukaryota; Fungi; Ascomycota; Sordariomycetes; Sordariales; Chaetomiaceae. The coding region runs from base 244 to 783 and encodes 179 amino acids. The transcript has a single exon.